Messenger RNA from Pseudozyma hubeiensis SY62, 1992 nucleotides. RefSeq names its product thioredoxin. Gene Ontology annotation, molecular function: peptidase activity. The transcript has a single exon. Gene Ontology annotation, biological process: protein modification by small protein removal. The record is from RefSeq and is a predicted model, not a curated record. The coding region runs from base 1 to 1992 and encodes 663 amino acids. NCBI's taxonomy places the organism in Eukaryota, Fungi, Basidiomycota, Ustilaginomycetes, Ustilaginales, Ustilaginaceae.
AUGACAACUCCACAAGCAACCGAGGACGGAGAGUUUCCGGUCAAGCUCUUCGUUUACGAUCUUUCAAGAGGAAUGGCCAAGUCUAUGUCGAUGCCCUUGACGGGACGCCAAAUCGACGGGAUCUGGCACACGAGCAUCGUGGCCUAUGAUCGCGAGUACUUUUUCGGACAAGGUAUCUCGAUCGUCUAUCCGGGCACGUCCCAUCACGGGGCACCAAUAGAGACCUUUGACCUCGGCACCACCUCGAUCGAUCGAGAGACGUUUGAAGGCGCUCUUCUGCCCGACUUGCGCGAUCGUUUCCGCCCGGAAGACUACAACCUGCUGUCCUGGAACUGCAACAACUUCACUCAAGAGGUCGCGCAAAUCCUGACCGGCGCAGACAUUCCUGCACACAUCCGCUCUCUGCCACAAGACUUUCUCAGCACCCCAUUCGGUCAGAUGCUUCGCCCACAAAUCGAUGCCAUGUUUCGAGCGCCGUCUGCUGAGAUUGCCCCAAAUGCUGCCAACGGAUUUGGCGGCGAUCUGCUGAACCAGGUCGCCACUCGUGCGUACACUGGCAACACGUCCGUGGAGCAAGGCUCGCCUUCGAAAGCCACGACGUCGAAUCCGGUCCAUCACAUCACGACCAACACGCAACUCCACGAGAUCCUUUCAAUCUUUCCUUGCGUCGCCGUCCUCUUUACAUCUGAGUCUUGCCCUCCUUGUCGGAUCAUCAAGCCCGCAUUCACCGAUCUGGCACACCAUCACCAUGUCGACGAAUCCAAGCCAGGGAAUCACAAGCGGAUAGCUUUUGUGCAGGUGGACUCGAACGCCUCUACGUCGAGUCUGUUUGCUCAGUCAAGUGUUACCGCCACGCCGACUGUCAAGCUCUACACUUUCGGAAAGGAGUCUAGCCAGGUCAGAGGAGCUGAUGUGGGCGAACUCAAAAAUGCGCUCGACCUCAUGCUUUCCGAGGUGUAUCCGACCCACCCGCAUGCUCGCCUGUCGAAGCCACUGAAAGGUCUCCAGUCGCUUCCGUCGCAGCCGCACCUCUACUCCUCCACACCCAACCUCAACUCAUUGCUUCAAAAGAUAGACACAAUGAUCGCACAGCAUCCAGCCAAGAGCUUCGCCGAGAAAGCGGACCUUCAAGUGGCUCGCAAGACUAUCGCCUCUGGCUGGAUUCCCUGGCUCGAGACAACGCGCGACAGCAAGAGCAAGAAAUCUGCGCCGAGCAACUUGACUGACGAAAGCACCAAAGUCGCAAAGCAGCUUUCCGACAUAUUCCCACUGGACGCAAUGUUCCCCACCCUUGACCUCUUCCGUCUUUCGGUGUUGGACGAGUCGUUCGUGAGGACGGCAUUCCGACAGCCUGCUGUUGCCGAUCGCAGGGACAUCAAUGGCAUCACACGUCUCUUGUCACUUGUUGCUGACGUUGCUUUCAAGGGGGAAUGGUCAGCAAGUAAGAGACCCCUGUUGCUCACUGCUGCCCGACUGCUGACGAACUUGGCAGCUUCAGCACCCUUUGUCGAGGUCAUCGAGUCGCACGAGAACGUCCGCAACCUCACCCUCGAGCUUACAACGAGUCUCCUGCUUUGCCCCGACGCAACGGUACGCAGCGCUGCCGCCACAUGCGCUUUCAAUCUAGCGCUGCAUCAGCAUGCCGAGCGAGCAGAGUGGAUAAAUCGAGACCCGCAGGCGCCACCCAUGCUUGGCAGUCGUCUCGGCGAAACGUGGGAAUCUGAAAUGGCAUCGGCUCUGCUGCAAGCCAUAAUCAACGAGUCGGAAUCGGACGAAACGCUGCAUCGUCUCGUCGCCGCUCUCACGCUCCACAUCCACCUGUCGCAGUUCUGGCAGGACAGUGUCGGCCCAAUGUUGCAGGUUUUGGACGCGCAAGAUGCAGUCGCAGACACGCGGCACGGUCAACUGGUGACAAGCUCGGCAAAGAAGCAGGAACUAUCUCGGCUCUUGGACGAUCUUGUGGUCCUAUUGUCGUCGGCGGAGACUUUUUAG